GAGAAGGAGCGGAGCAGCCACUCUUCCUCCUCCUCCUCCUCCUCCUCGAGGCUCUGCUGCUCAUCCUCACACUGAUGAGACAGAGACUCACUUGUCUCCUCUGGCAGCUGCAGAGUCUCUGUGGUUUGUCCGCAGGUUCGAUCGCCGGGCUGCAGGUUUGCCUCAGACCCGCAGACAGAGGCAGGUGCUGCAGCCUCGGAUUUACUCCUUAAGUCACUUGUCUGAAAGGGUUACAGAGAGAGAGAGAGAGAGAGAGAGAGGGGUGGGGGGGAGCAAGCAGCAGGCACUUCCGGUCGAGUGAAUGAGCAGAUCGCAUCCCCGGUGAAGAAGAAGAAGAGGAGGAGGAAGAGGAGGAGGAGGUGGAGGAGGAAGUUGAUCAGCAUCGAUGCUUCGUGCAGGCGGGAUGGAGGAGUUUGUGACGGAGGAAGAGGAGCCGUGGUACGACCAGAGGGACCUGGAGCAAGUGAGCCCACAGUCAUCUUCUGCUGUUUCCUGUCUCCUCUCAGACCUGCACUUGGCAGCAGAGCUCGGUAAGACUCUCCUGGAGCGCAACAAGGAGCUGGAGGACUCCCUCCAGCAGAUGUACAUCAACAAUGAGGACCAAGUGCAGGAGAUAGAGUACUUGUCCAAGCAGCUGGAAAUGCUGCGGGAGAUGAACGAGCAGCACGCGAAGGUGUACGAACAGCUGGACGUGACCGCCAGAGAGCUGGAGAUCACCAACGAGAAGCUGGUGCUGGAGAGCAAGGCCUCGCAGCAGAAGAUCGACAGGAUGACGGGCACCGUGGAGACCUUGCAGGGUCAGGUGGACAGUCUGACGGUUCGGGUGGAGGAGCUGCGGACUCUGGAGGAGCUGAGGGUCCACAGAGAGAAGAAGGAACGACGCAAGACGGUGCACUCGUUCCCCUGCCUCAAAGAGCUCUGCACCGCACCAAGGUAUGAGGAUGGUUUCCUGUUGGCCAACCCGGGCAGCGUCGACCUGGCUGAGAGUCAGCCGGCGGAUGAGGAGAACGAGCGCCUGAGGGACAUCGUCUCGUCCCUGCGCUCAGCCAUGUCCACAGAGCGGUCCAAGAGGGAGGGCGCCGAGCGGGAGUGCACCUCCGUGCUGCAGGAGUUUGAGCGUCUGGAACAGCGUCUCUCAGGAGCCGAGGGCUGCCAGCUGAGGGUCCGGGAGCUGGAGGCUGAGCUGCAGGAAAUGCAGCAGCUGAGGAAGUCCAGGAUGUGUCUGAUGGGGGGCUUGGAAGAUGGCCUUGAGACGCUGCUCAGCAACGGCCCUGAGACAGACACCCCAGAGGUGUGCCCGGGGCUGGAGGAGGGAGGUGAAGGAGGCGCUGGAGAGGCAGGGGGCAACGGGCAGCAGGGGGGCCCGGUGAGGAAGAGCUGCAGCGACACAGCCCUGAAUGCCAUCUCAGCUCGAGAUGCUUCGGGCAGACGUCAGGGCAGCUACGCCAUGCAUGCCAACGGCGUGCGCAAACGGGGCAUGUCCAUCCUGAGGGAGGUGGACGAGCAGUACCACGCCCUGCUGGAGAAGUAUGAGGAGCUGCUGGGGAAGUGCCGGCGCCACGAGGAGAGCCUGUGCCACGCUGGGGUGCAGACCUCGCGGCCCGUCUCCAGGGACCCCUCCAUGAGGGAGUACAGCAUGAUCUGUGCAGGGCCCUCCACGUCAGGGGCUGUCGCCGCGCCUCCGACGCCCCCGCAAACGCCCUCCACCCCAGAGGCCCUGGAGGGGAUCAGCCGGCAGGUGGAGCAGGUGGACAAACGGCUCAGCCAGAACACGCCAGAGUACAAGGCGCUGUUCAAAGAGAUCUUCUCCCGCCUGCAGAAGACCAAGAGCGACAUGAACUCCGGCAAGAGCAGAAAGAGGAACAAAUGAGCCGGAGACGAGUCUGUCGGCCGCUGAAAACCGUGAUUUACUUUACCUCACUAUUUUGAGGGCUUCUUGUUUAACCUUUGCCUGCCUGUGAUUUUAGAGGUGGAUGAUGAAUAUUACAGUUGACGGGCGAAGCCUCCAGUUGUUCUCUGAUUAACCUGAAGCUGCCAAAUGUUACAAUUCACUGCACGGAUGAGAGGAUUGUGUCGAUGAGGAUGAAAUGCCUUUUUCUCUGAGCGCACGUAACUUAAUAUAUAACAUAACAUCUGUUUAAGGACAAUCUAGUAUGUGAUGUAUUUGUAACGGAGGUGCACUGAUGCAGAAAGGAUUUAACUAUUGCCAUUUAUUAUUUAUGGAAUUUAAUGAUGCCAAAUAAUAUAUAAAAAAAACUGGAGGAAAAGAAAACUGCCUUUGGCUUUGAAAUUACUUACAUUUGAAGCAUGCUUCUGUCUUAUAAACACUAAGUGCUAGAUUGGUCUUCAAAAGCAGGUAAAAGUAAAGGUGUGAUGUUUAAAGUGUGUGUGUACAUGUUGAGUUGAUUGGAUGUUACAAAUCCCUCCAAACGACUGCCAAAGGUGCACAAGUGUAUGAUGGGGGUCUGGUUCUCAUGUGGUUUAUUAUGGGUGGAGAUGAAUCUGAAGGGUUUUUACAGAAUGAAUCAGAAGCUGCACGGGACCAAUGAUCAGUUUGAUUCAGGGAUUUGUUUGAUCACUAAAUAAAAUGACAAACUAAUCAGUUCUACACGAAGACUGUAUUUAAAUAUGAAGUUAUUUACAUAGUCGUUGCUUCUAUACUGGUGUCGCAUCGUCGUCUUUAAUUUCUGUUAAUUAAAAAAAACAAAAUGCA
Molecule: messenger RNA, 2713 nt
Organism: Hippoglossus stenolepis (Pacific halibut)
Lineage: Eukaryota; Metazoa; Chordata; Actinopteri; Pleuronectiformes; Pleuronectidae
Gene: cdr2l
Product: cerebellar degeneration-related protein 2-like
Exons: 5
Coding region: 386-1870 (494 amino acids)
Source: RefSeq, a predicted model, not a curated record